Thamnophis sirtalis is the source of this 1326-nucleotide messenger RNA. Lineage: Eukaryota; Metazoa; Chordata; Lepidosauria; Squamata; Natricidae. The record is from RefSeq and is a predicted model, not a curated record.
AUGGAAGACUUUUCCAGUCAUAUUGUCAACUCUGAAGCAAACCUGGCUGAGACCAUCUUUGCGGCUUGCCACAAGGACUUAAAAUCUAACAGUCACCGAGAUGAGAUUGCAGCAGCACGGGCUUCUCUGAAGGAGUCUUCACCUCUUCUGCAUUCAGUUUGCUCUGCUUGCUUGGAACACUCUGAUGUCGCCUCUCUCACGGCCAGCAAGGACUCUGUUUGUCAGGAAAUACAAAAUGCUCUUGAUGUCAUCUCCAAGGCCUCUCAAGGAAUUGAACAUCCAAAAGUCCAACAGGUGCCACAGUCAGCCUCUCUCGGAAGUGCUCUCGAUGAACUUGCGAGUUUGGUUGCCUUGGAUUCUAUCACUGUAAGUGAAGAGCAAAUAAGGCCAUCCCUUGAAAAACGUUUGGAGGGAAUUAUCAGUGGGGCUGCUUUAUUAGCAGAUUCCUCCUGCACUCGUGAUCUUCACCGUGAGCGUAUCAUCACUGAGUGUAAUGCCAUCCGCCAAGCUCUUCAAGACCUUCUUUCAGAGUACAUGAAUAACGCAAAUGCCACAGCAGAUCUGGACCCCCCCACAGAUCCUAAGCCUGUGUCUGAAACGCCUAGCACUAGCAAGGGCAAGAAGAAGGGGCCCUUCCAUAGACCACCCGUGGCUAAGGAGGAGAUCCCCACGCCAGAGAUGUUUCUAGAGGUGCUCAAAUCCCAGUGGGUUCCUGAGGUGGACAAGCCAAUUGCCACCCUAGCCUUAGUGUCAGCAGUGAUCACAGGCGACAUCGCCAGCUGCCUCAAGGCAGAGAAUAACAAGGUCGAUGGUGCUGUGGUUGGAGCAGCUGAGGGACAGGCCUCAGAGGUUCGCUUGUUGCAGGACAUCUCCAAGAUCCUGGCAGCCACGCAGUUCUCGGCGGACACCACACUGGACGCAGUUAAGUAUGUGUCUUGGACAAUGUCAUCCUCAAUGGCGUCUAGGCGCCUGUUGUGGUUACACCAUUGGCAGGCAGAGUCCCGGAUGAAGUGGCACCUAACAGGAGCAGACUACACCGGUGAUAAGCUGUUUGGUACUGCGCUGGAUCCUAUCCUGGUGGAGGAUAAGAACAAGCGAAAGGUCUUCCCAGCAACUACCAGACGCUCAGACUUCCAGCAUGCACCAUAUCCCAGGAGAUCCUCGUACAGGUCGUCUGACGUGGAGACCCAGAACCAGAGGUACCAGAACCCCAGGUCCCACAGGGAGGGGGAUAGGCAGUUCCAUAGGGACAGGUUCAGAGACCAGCAGCAGGGCAAGUGGCCCUUUCGAGAAGGAGGCAGCCGGCCCUUCCGCAGGUUCAAAUGA